Molecule: messenger RNA, 1632 nt
Organism: Suillus subalutaceus
Lineage: Eukaryota; Fungi; Basidiomycota; Agaricomycetes; Boletales; Suillaceae
Exons: 11
Coding region: 113-1402 (429 amino acids)
Molecular function (GO): protein binding
Source: RefSeq, a predicted model, not a curated record
AAGAGAAGAGUCAGUAUUAUUAUGUAAGGCACUCCCCGCAUCGACGGAAGUACCGUACUCGACAUCAUGAUGGUAGUUUCGGCGUUUGACGUCUGUUUCCGAAGUUCUACACAUGCCUCGAGAGCUACCUGGAUUGUACUGGGAUGAAGAAAAACAACGUUACUUUCCUCUAGCUUCGUCUCGGAGGCUUCAAGUUGUAGGCCCCAGCACCUUACAUCCGCCGACCAAGGCGCAAUCAGCGCCUCAGACCACGGGGGAAUCCCACAACUUGAAAAGGCAUCUCGGAAACCGUUCUCUCUUGCGCACAAAGGAAGAUGCUAGGUUCAGCUUUCGCACCACUCAUAAAAACAAGUUGAUGCACCAGAUAUCGUGCUUACAAGUAGCGCAGACGUCCCAUGUUGCAUCAUCGUCCAUUCUAUCACUCACGUGCUGCGCUAUCACUGCCUUCCAGGCCGUAUCCUACAACAACAAUCUCCACAGUUUCGCAGGGGAUACAGGAGGAUGGUUUUACUCCUCAGUCAUUGGUCGAGACGAGCCAGUCACAGGGCACCACACCUCGCACGGCUGGCGCCCAGAGUUCAGUCUCUCCUCAGAGAUCUCUUCCAUAUGUAUAUCUGGUUCUCGCUGCAUUGCAACCUCGUUUGGCCCAGAGAGCAAGAUAUUGCACUUCCCCCUUGACUUGGACUCAGAAGAUAUCCGUGUGACUCGUGUAAAUAAUCGGUCUGUUCGUGACAUAUGGACAGCCGAUUUUCAAGGUACCCGUUUGGUGCUAGGUGCGAAUGACCAGGCUGUUGUCAUCGAUGAUGCUGCCGAUCGAGCGACUGUCUGUUUUAUGAAAACGGGUAGCGACGUAUUUGCCGUUGCUCAAGAUAAUAAUAUUAUUUAUACAGGGUCCCGCGCUGGCAUUGUCCAGCGGUUUGAUAGCCGCAUAGCUAGCACCAAGGGCGAUCGCAUUUUUAACGACCCAAGUACGACCCAGAAUAAUUCAGUGACCAACCUCAAGAUUUUUUACGACUGGCAACUUCUCACGAGUAACAUCGACGGAAGUCUGGCCAUGUUUGACCUCCGCUUCCCUAGCAAUCGGAAACCUAUAAUGUCGUUUACAGGAAAUAUCAACUCCUACACCACAAAGACUCCUAUUGCUGCUGAUCCCCAUGAACAAUUCCUCUUUGCAGCCGGCCAAGACCGCCGCAUCCGCCUAUGGUCUCUCCGUACAGGAGGCCCACCGCUUGUUUCGCCUGCUAGCGUGUUUCAGAAACCAUUCGAAGAUCCGGUCCGUGCGCUCCAAGUUGUUGAGGAAGAAGAGGGCGUUCUGGGCUUGUGGGCCACAUCGGGUGCAGCACUCUACAAGUAUAACCUAGGUCAAAGGAUGGAAGAAGAGUCUGAGGCGAUGCAGUGCUGAACACAGAUGCCAGCUUAUGUUUUUGCUCACAUUCAUACCCUGUUUUGCGUGUCAUGUUCCCAGGGAGGCAGCUGGGAGUCUCAUGAAGUUGCAGUCAUUCUACGAAGUCGCUCGUGAUGCGGGGUAUCACUGGGUGUGGGUUGACUCAUGCUGCAUCGACCACAAUAACAACGUUAAGCUUCAAAGGUCGCUCAACUCUAUGCUUACCUGGUACCGCGACUCAGCUCUCA